CUUUUAUUAUAAAGAAACAAAAAAGUACAAUGUAAAACCCCUGUGUCCUCCAACAGUGUGACUGUGCGUGGUGGGCAGACGCUCUGAUGAUAUCGUUGGUGUUACCUCCUUCCUUUCCUUGUUCCUACCAAACAUCUAUCGUUCUUAUCUCUGCUGUUUUUCUUUUGUGGUAGUAAAUUGUAGGUUGCUACUCUCUCGGUGCACUUCUUCUAAUCUUCGAAACUUAUACGUUACACGACAAAAUUUGUUGCAAAUGCCGUAAAACUCUUUCUUAAACUAUACUAUAUAAAACAUCGUGUCUGGGUGUUUUACAUAUUUACAAGUCAGAAAAAAGCGUCUUCUAAAUUUUUCAAGACUCACCAUGAGAUCUUGAAACAUCUAAUCAACUGAACACACACCACAAGACCCGAUCCCUGCACCUAAACGCACCACGCCUGUCCGGAAUUAAACAAUAGAACAAACUACUCUGAUCCUCCUCACCUAGCCUACCACUCCACAUGGCUUUCCCAAGUCCCACAAAACCCGAUAUAAUCAAUUUCUCUCGUCCUCCUCCCUUGGGUAAGAACGGAAAAGGCAUCUUCUCUCGUCACGUAGAUGGCAAAAAUGAGGUGAGAGGGGAGGAGGAGAGGAAGAAAAUCGGUGCAGAUGUUCUGCUUGGAAUGGUAGAAGGAGCUCUUAGGAGAAUGGAGAGGGAACAUGGUUCCACCUUGCAGGACAUCCGGCGACACCUGGUGUCCGGUCAGCUCAUCCAUCAGCGCACCGACAUCCGGCCGGCCGUCAUCCUGGGCCUGAGGAAAGGGCGGGUAGUCCGCGCCGCUGGGGCGGUGGAGGCCGGGCUGUUGGGACGUUACGAGGUCAGAGAGGUGAGGGGAGGGCAGGUCAAGGUCAAGCCUCAGUGGAAGGCCAAGGUCAGGGGGAGACGAGCGGGGGCAACCUGCAGGAGCAGGGACCCGCGGAGCAAGAGGAAAUAGACCUCUACUUGAAGUAAGAAAUACUCGUCGUAUUGAUUCAAGCGCCGUGUUCACCUGAAUUGGCAUGUCCAGUAACCUACCGUCAUCUUUCUCUUUCUAACAUUCAGAAACAUCAGGUUUUUGAGGUGCAGAAAUAUUGAUUUAUUGAAAUUUGGAGUAAACGACAUGUGUAAUAAUAAAUGAAUACCAAAGGAA
Messenger RNA from Aplysia californica (California sea hare), 1166 nucleotides. RefSeq lists its product as uncharacterized. Bases 498 to 971 code for a protein of 157 amino acids. The record is from RefSeq and is a predicted model, not a curated record. NCBI's taxonomy places the organism in Eukaryota, Metazoa, Mollusca, Gastropoda, Aplysiida, Aplysiidae. The transcript has 2 exons.